GCGAGAGAGUGCAGCUACAAGAAAAGCGCCUAUUUGUUACGUCACGCGUAUUGUGUUAUCUUUCCUCCAAUCAAGAGCACAGCCGGUGAAACGGCGCCAAACUGGUGGAGAGGGGUUGUGGACUUAGCGCUGUAGCCGGGAGAGUUCCCCCCCCGCCCCGGGUCCUGAUCGGUUUAGGUACGAGAGUUUGUGGUGUGUCUUCCACGUCACAUGGCCAAUGAAGGACUCGUCCUGUGAGAGGCUGCGAUGCCCUGUAAGAAGCGCAAGUGGGCACACUGCAUGGAUCUUACGCCUUUUCCAGAUGACAAACCUGUGGCUGAAGGAAAGCCAAGUGGUGGGACAGCAGGGACUGCUGCUUCAGUUUCGAGUGCUUGGCUUCGUUGUAGUGAUGGAUUUCAGGUGGAUGCCUUGUUGGAGACCUCAAGAUCUUCUGAAAAGGCAUCUAGAGUUAAAAAGAGCUUUACAUCAAUUCUCCAUUCAGCUGAUGAAGGAAUCUCUAAAAGCAAGAACUCAAGUGAAUUCACAGACAUAUUAUGGAGCUCCAGUGGGAGUGACUUGUCAGAUGAUGAAAAUAAAACUUUGACUUCAAGAUUGCCUUGCCUGAAAGUGGCAAAAUAUGAUUUGGUUUCCAAGGAUGGGUGUAGUGAUGGUGAACCACAGUUCAUUGAUUGGGAGCAAGACAGUGAUUAUGAGGAUGAUGAACAGUGUGAUGGAUCAAAAACAGAUGACACUGCUUUGGAUAUAUCAGAUACUGAUUCUUGUACAAACAGGUCCUUCAUAUUUGAUGAAGAGGAAGGAGACAAGCCUGUUAAAACAACAUCUAUAGAAAUUUCUGAAUAUUCCUCAGACAAUGAAAAUGUAGAAGAAUGCCAAGUAGAAACUAUUGUUGCUAAUUUAGAGUUGCCAAAAAAACUCCCGUUAAGUUUUGGAGCAGGGUCUGAGCUAGAUACUGGAAGAUCAGCAACUGACUGGUUAAAAUCUGCGCAGGCUAUUCUGCAAACGCCUAAGAAGAACAUAGACAAGAAUUUGAAGAGCCUAGAUAAUUCUGCAAAGAAACAAAAAUUACUAAGAGGAGGACUAGCAGAACGAUUGAAUAGACUGCAGAACCGAGAAAGGGCUGCCAUUAGCUUUUGGCGACAUCAUUGUAUUUCAGAUAAUCAAACACCAUCUGGUGGUAAGUCUCGUAUACUAAUGGUGAAGAUCUUGGAAAUGCAUGAAGAAUGUAUUCUGUGCAUAGCUAUCUGCCAUCAUUUGCAACAAAUUUGCGCUGACAGUUCUUCUGUAGAAGAAAUUCAGCCGAUAAUUAAAGUUCUUUUUGCAAAAGAAACAGUUGCUCGUCUCAAGGCAGCCGCACAGGAUAUCAUAUGUAUCUAUCCUCCUUGGCAAAAACUUCUUCUGCCAAAUGAAAAUGUUCCAGUAAUUCUGAAUACCUACUUUAGCCAAAAGGUCUUUCUCAAAGAACCAAAAGAAUUGAGUAAGCCAUGUUUUGAAGAGCCAUUGCUUACUAAAAGAAACAUCUCUCUGGCCCAGAUAUUCAGUUUAUCUGAUACAAAAGAAAGUCAACCUCAAGCAUCUGCAGUUAAUCAGGUUUCCUGUCCUAAUAUGAAGGCUUUGAAGGCUACGCACAUUCAUAGCAACAGUGAGCCCAAACUAUCCCCCUUUGCAGUUACUUCCUUGAGUGACUCCCUUCUUGAUGUUGUGGAGACACAAGGAAGAACUGGAGGAAGAGGAAUUCAGAUGCAAGUGGUUGUUCAAAGAGUGUAUUAUCUUCUUGCUAAAGAAGGGUUUGGAUGCCAUUGGCAAGAAAAUGACCCUGCCCAAAGCACAGCACCAUUACUAAAUUCAGAUCUGCCAAAUGUUAGAUUGUGUCUCCUUCUUCAAGAUGCUUAUGGGAUGUUUGGUGAGGUUCAGUUUCAGAUCUUAUCUUCGUCUCUAGAAUCAAUUGAAGAAUAUAGCAAAAGGUGGGAAGGAAAAUACUGCAAUUUAUCUGGUAUAAAAGUUCUACACAGAGUUACCAGAGGAAGAAAGCCAGGGCUUUUCAGCCUAAUAGACAGCUUGUGGCCUCCAAUGUUGCCUCUAAAAGUUCCUGGUCAUAGUCAAGAGAAUGACACGACUGCAAUUAACCUGCCCCCACCUAGUUUCUGCUACAUUCUUGCUGCUCAUCCUGACCACAUUGAAGCUAAUGAGAGAGAGCGAGUUUCAGAUUUGUAUUCUCCUCCAACUUUCUGCGCUCUCAAGGCAAUUCUUCAGAUGUGUGACUUAAAUAAGUGUUGCAGCUUUUGGGCAUAUGUUAUACAUCGAAGACUGAAGGUUACAGGUACUGUUCCCUCAAGCCAAAUACAAUUUUGGCUGUUUGUGACUGAUUUCUCGCUACAGGGUGAGGCUGAGGUCGGUUUGAAAACUCCCAGAACUCUGCCAGUCUCCGUUGCUUCCUCAUGCGUGGUUGGUGUGGAAGUGUUGGAGGCACUCAAGAAUACGUCCCACUGUGUUGUUUUCUUCAAGGAUGCCCUUUGUAGAAAUGGUAGGAUUAUUUGCAUUGAGCGUACCAUUCUCUCGUUACAAAAGCCCCCUUUGUGUAGGGCUGCUGGUGCUGACAUCACUAAACUGACUGGCCCUGUCAAACUAGAUGAGCUGGAUUCUGCAACUCCUGUCAAUUCCAUUUGCACUGUAAGAGGCAUUGUUGUGGGUGUUAAUGAGGGAACUGCUUUCUACUGGCCUGCAUGCAAUAGAUGUGGCAAUGGAAAAGUAGAGCAGCAUCCACAAGACAGGGAAUCGCUAUACUGCAGACAGUGUUCAGAAGCCAUAACUUCUCCAGCUCUCAAAAUGCACCUAGAAGUCUUUCUGUACAGUCAGUCCAGACCACUUUGCACAGUAAAAGUAAAGCUGCUGCAAAAGACCAUUUCUUUGCUUCUGAAGACUUCCCCCAGUAAGGAUGGGAGUUAUGAAGUGAAAAGUGUGCUGGGAAAGGAGGUGGGGUUUUUAUAUUGUUAUGUCCAGUCUGUAACUAGCCACCCAUCUAGCUGUGUGGAACUGGAAGAAAUUGUUCUCCCUUCUGCAGAAAGGAAGGAAAUUCUGCCUGCAACUCAAUCUACGGACUUUGUAGUAUAGCUGUUAAGUAUUGCCAGUAGAUUGUAUGUGAUUCUAAAUGAGCAAUCAACUGAGUUAAGUUUACUGAGCGAUUACUUUGAAAAUAAUCUUUUUUUUUUUUAGCAUUCACUAUUGGACAUGACCUAACCCUCAACAAUCAUUUUCCAGCACCCUUUAUUUGAAUUUGAGAAAUUACAUGUGCUUAAAACCCUUCUGUUGAAAUAAAUGAAACUUAUAUAUGCAAAUGUUUAGCUGGAUUAUAUCCAUUGUAUAUGUAUUUCUGGUUUAUCAUACAUAAACUACUUCAGAGCACAGGAUUUAAAUGUUUUUUCCUGCAAUAUAGUCUUCAUGUGGAAUUUUUGUCAUGAGUUUGAAGGAUUGUAUUUUGUUAUGAAUAGGUGUAAAUAGCUUUUCAGUUUGUUUUGAGAUGAUGUUUUCACUUAACAUUCUGAGCAGUACAUUUUAAAAUAAAUUGUACAUAUUAAUGCAUGAAUAAAAUGCAUUGAAACAGUUUGUUUGAAAUGCCAUGGUGUAAUGCUGAUUGUAUUUUUUACUAAAUUCAAAUAAAUAUUACAAGGAGUUAAGUGUUCACUGAUGUGAUAGAGUAUCAAGGGCAUAUUCCACUAAUGUGCCAAGUUAAUUAUUGUCUAAAUAUAGAGGUCUUUGCCUGUUGUACCUUUAAAAAAAUCACAUACAAUCUUCCUAUCAAGUGGCUGUUGCAUUAUACAGUGUAAUUAAAAGCAGAGAACAAGAUAACUAAUUCAGAAUAGUUAUAUUCAUUUAAUUAUGAACCGUAUUUAAGAUAACAAUUUUUGAACUUCCUUUUGGAUUGUAGGUAACUGGACAAACCUUUUCUUCAUUUUUGAUACCUUUUGAACACCUUGCAAGUUUCCAAUAAAUAACACUGUCUUAGAAAAGUAGACUUGGUUGGACUCUGUUCAGCGUCAUAGUUCUGAUCCAAAACUCUGCAUUUGCAAAGAUUGUUUUCUUUUGCAAGAACAGGAAGCAGCUGCACACAUGGGAUUUUCUUCUUGCUUGCACUGAGCUUUUUCACUGCUUAGUUUGUUCAUGACCAUUAUGUUUUUGGAUGGAAUUCUCAGCAUAUGUAUAAGGUUGCUAACAGACUGGAGAAAAUUGUCCUUCCAUUUACUAGAGGUUUAAUGUGUGGAAAUGAGCAGGUGAAGCUUUUCAUGGCAUUGAGGUAACAUAAGAAACAUCCCAUUAACUCUCUAUGACAGGACAUUUUUUUCUGCAGGAAGUUGACAGCCCUAUGUGCAC
Heteronotia binoei (common prickly gecko) is the source of this 4365-nucleotide messenger RNA. RefSeq names its product scaffold protein involved in DNA repair (gene SPIDR). Gene Ontology annotation, biological process: regulation of establishment of protein localization to chromosome; double-strand break repair via homologous recombination. The transcript is spliced from 20 exons. Gene Ontology annotation, cellular component: nucleoplasm; nuclear chromosome. Bases 247 to 3108 code for a protein of 953 amino acids. The record is from RefSeq and is a predicted model, not a curated record. Lineage: Eukaryota; Metazoa; Chordata; Lepidosauria; Squamata; Gekkonidae.